GCCCAACGACAACCCAGGAGGCCGAAGAGGAGCUCACGUGAGAUCGAAGUGUGACGGGCUUUGUGUUGCGCGAAAGACAGAAACUGUACAAUGAUAUCAUAAAAGCAGUAGAGAAAUGUAUAUACCAAUAGAUCGAUUGGUAUUCACUAUAACAACGUAAUUUAGAUGAAACUUGGCUGUUCACUCACCAUUCACGGCGACGGCUGUUUCUACAUCGGGAUGGGAGGUAAAAGCGCGAAACCCAAGAUUCCCUCCUAUGAGCCCUACCAGUGCUGUCCCACCAAGCUCGGCCACGGCACCAAGGUCGCCAAGGUCACCAAAAUCGGCCCGAUUACCAAGGACAAGGGCAAAUUUCAAGGUACCGGCAGAACGGAUAAGCCACUAUUGCCGGCUUUGAAGCCAAUAAACAAGCUCACGGCCAAGGAGAGCAAAAAAUCAGCAACGAUAUCGAGAAUCGACAGCGACGCGAAGGAAUCCAAGUCCAAGGCCAAAAGGGGAUUUUUCGGAAGCGUUGUGGCUGGAAUACCAUACCUCAUGAAGGUCUAAAUGGCCGACACGCACAUCGGCGUCUGGACGCGCGAGGUCGGGCUGUGAACGCCGAUUAGGAAAUGAAGAAAGAGGAC
Mycetomoellerius zeteki is the source of this 623-nucleotide messenger RNA. RefSeq lists its product as uncharacterized. The record is from RefSeq and is a predicted model, not a curated record. The transcript has 3 exons. NCBI's taxonomy places the organism in Eukaryota, Metazoa, Arthropoda, Insecta, Hymenoptera, Formicidae. Bases 166 to 546 code for a protein of 126 amino acids.